Messenger RNA from Pocillopora damicornis (cauliflower coral), 956 nucleotides. RefSeq lists its product as uncharacterized. The record is from RefSeq and is a predicted model, not a curated record. NCBI's taxonomy places the organism in Eukaryota, Metazoa, Cnidaria, Anthozoa, Scleractinia, Pocilloporidae.
GUUUUGAAGGACUUGCAAGAGUGGAGAAACAGAGGAACAAACAUGUGCUUUGGACAACCUGUUAAUGAUGAUGUGCUGAAACUCGUACAAGAGGAAAUGGCAACAUUGGUUAUAUCUGUUGAAAAAAAUAAGGAAACUUGGGUGCAGGAUCACGAGGGACUAAGAAAGAAUCUGCAAUGUUUGACACAACUUUUUGAACUUGACAUCAAGCGACUUGAAGCUAGCCAUGUGGCCUUAGAAAGUGGCCUCAGUGUCCUUAAAAAGGAUCAGUUGAGGAUGAAAGAAACUCUAGUGGAAAAUGAAAUGAUAGCAUCAUCAAAUGCAUCUCUCAUACAGCAUGUUAAAGAUAGUUACGAAGAGAGGCACAAAGGUCUUCAAUGUCAACAAGAGGUUUUGGAAGGGAAAGUUGCUGGUUUGUCUCAAGGAAUGGAAAAGUUGACUUCAGAAGGAAACAAUUGGCUCAUAAGUGGACUCCAUUGGAAAAUCCCUGUAACAUUAGUGCUGAGUAUUGUCAUCAUUCUCCUGUAUGAGUAUUAUACUCCAGGAUCUAAGCUUCGUUAUUGGCUUUGUAGAAGGGAAAGCAUCCAAGGCCACACUUUGUCUUUCGUUUUCAAGACAAAUGAUCACCAGACACCGUCAGUGAAUGGAAUUGAGUUCAGCUGGGAGGCUUUAAGAAAGAAAUUGAACCUUAAGAUCCGUCCUCAUGAUGAGCCAGGGGUGCAUUACUACCUCAACAUCGAUCGCUGUGCAUACGGAGGUGUCGUACUUGUGCGCUCACUCCUGGACAAGACUCCUCAAGUGCGGGGGGCAGAGGUUUUAGCCGUGAACUCUGAUUGUUCUCGAGUCUUUUACCAUGAUGACGGCGUCUGGAGUCUUUACCAAAGUGCAAGAAAUAUCCGUUGCAUGCCUGCAAAUGGAUGAUGCAGUUCAUUUGUUUCAGCAGUACCCGUUGUCCU